Rhododendron vialii is the source of this 369-nucleotide messenger RNA. RefSeq lists its product as uncharacterized. Bases 1 to 369 code for a protein of 122 amino acids. The transcript has a single exon. The record is from RefSeq and is a predicted model, not a curated record. Lineage: Eukaryota; Viridiplantae; Streptophyta; Magnoliopsida; Ericales; Ericaceae.
AUGGCGAGGGGGGAUGAAGACGGGGUGAUCGGCGGCGGCGAAGGGGCGGAGCCCAUCGGUCAGGAGGUCACAGUUGGUGCCACGGCGGUGGUAGCUGAGGGGAAUGGCGGUGGCGCAGGGGCGGAGCCCAGCGGCGGGGACGCCACGGCCGGUGCCACGGUAGUGGCGGCUGCUGGUGACCCGGGGGUCGCUGGAGGGAGUUCAGUGGCGGUCGCUGCCGGUGAGGGUGCCGAUGUGGCGGCAGUAGGGGGCUCCGGCAGCGGGGACGGAGGUUCGGGCAGCGGAGGCAGAGGCAGGGGCUCGGGCAGGCCUCUCACCCCUAUCGGGAGUUGUUUGCGGCUGCCGAUCGGGCGAGCGACGGGGGGAUAG